Parastagonospora nodorum SN15 is the source of this 1718-nucleotide messenger RNA. RefSeq lists its product as hypothetical. The transcript has a single exon. Gene Ontology annotation, molecular function: hydrolase activity, acting on carbon-nitrogen (but not peptide) bonds. The record is from RefSeq and is a predicted model, not a curated record. Lineage: Eukaryota; Fungi; Ascomycota; Dothideomycetes; Pleosporales; Phaeosphaeriaceae. Bases 1 to 1635 code for a protein of 544 amino acids.
AUGACCGCAGCAACGAAAGCCACAAUCUUCGCCAACGGCAAAUUCUUCCAGAGUGGCGAGUCGCGUUUUCAACAACACUUUCACGACACCCUCGUAGUCCAGGACGGCAAGAUUGCAUACCUCGGCAAUGGGGACGCUGCUGAGAUCCAAUCUUUCCGAGAGGCUGGCAGUGAGGUGAAAGAUCUCGGCGGACGACAUGUACUUCCUGGCUUCAUCGACGGGCACAUGCACUUUUUGUUGCUGGGUCAGACGCUCAACAAAGUGAAGCUAGACGGAUGUGAAAGUUUAGCGGAUAUCCGGGCUCAAAUCACGCUGUACGCAAAGGAGCAUCCGGAAAAAGAUCGCAUCUUGUGUUCAGGAUGGAUGCACUAUAUGACGGAUGGUCAGGCAAAUGCGAGCAUGCUGGAUGAUCUAGACCCAAGGCCCAUAUACAUUGACUCGAAAGAUCUCCACUCGUGCUGGUGCAACAGCGCAGCGUUGAAGGAGAUGGGCGUUCAGGGGAUGGAGAACCCAGCGGGAGGAAAGAUUGAGCGAGAUGCGGACGGUAAAGCGACAGGCCUUCUCAGCGAGGCAUGCAUUAUCCUGAUUGUAUGGCCGUACCUGGCACAGGUCCUGCCACUUGAAGAUAAGAUGGCGGCACUUCAGGCAGCGAUCAAUGGAUAUCACGCUGUCGGAACUACAGGCUGCAUCGAUAUGGCCAUGGAGGAUCCUGCAUGGGACGCAAUUCUAGCACUUCGAAAAGCUCACGGCGGCUCAUUGCCUAUUCGCGUAGCUGCGCAUUGGAUCAUCAUGCCGGGUGAUGGGGAAGAGCAUCGGUUGCGACAGGUCGCCCGCGCAAUCGAAUUGAACAAGCAAUACAACGAAGAGACUGACCCGGAUCUGCGCAUUGUUGGUAUUAAGCUCAUUACAGAUGGUAUCGUAGAUGCUUGUACAGCAGCAUUGUCCAAGCCAUACACUUCGAACAUGCACUUUGAAGGCCCGAUCUGGACUCCCGAGAUGCUCGACCCAGUCAUAAAGAUGGCGAUUGAUGCAGGCCUACAGUGUGCUGUGCAUGCAAUCGGUGAUCAGGCCGUACACAACGCCAUCAACGUUCUCGAGAAGUACGGAAAGCCAGGUCAACGCCACCGAAUCGAGCACCUUGAGGUCACGGCACCAGAAGACGCCAAACGACUUGGAAAGCUCGGAAUUACAGCAAGCAUUCAGCCAGUACAUUCCGACCCGUCUAUUCUGAGAGCGUGGCCGAAGUUGAUUGGUCCUGAACGCUUGAAGCGUGCAUUUGCAUACUCUGAGUUCGCAGAUCACGGAGCUCUUCUGGCUAUUGGUUCUGACUCGCCAACUGCACCUCAAGCAACACUACCAAACCUAUACGUGGCGACUACACGCAAGUCUGCAAGACAGCCAGAUGCCAAUGAUGCGCCCGUUAACGAGAACUUCGUACUCGGGUUGGCCCAGGCCGUGACUGCAGCGACAAGUGGCGUGGCAUAUUCGUGCUUUGCGGAAGACCGGGUUGGAAGCUUGGAGGUAGGCAAGAUGGCAGAUUUUACUGUGGUGGACAUGGAAUGGAAGGGCGAAGAAUUGCUCAAAGCGAGCAUCAAGGAGACAUGGUUCGAAGGCAAGAAAGUUUAUGAAGCUUAAAGUGUAGUCGAGUCUUCGGAGCCAAAAGAAGUUCCCUCCUGCAUGGUAUACACUCCUUAGACUAUAUUCUCACUCGUUUGCAC